This is a messenger RNA of Heteronotia binoei (common prickly gecko), 3067 nucleotides long. RefSeq names its product solute carrier family 13 member 4 (gene SLC13A4). The record is from RefSeq and is a predicted model, not a curated record. Gene Ontology annotation, cellular component: membrane. Gene Ontology annotation, biological process: monoatomic anion transmembrane transport. Gene Ontology annotation, molecular function: transmembrane transporter activity. The transcript has 16 exons. NCBI's taxonomy places the organism in Eukaryota, Metazoa, Chordata, Lepidosauria, Squamata, Gekkonidae. Bases 684 to 2585 code for a protein of 633 amino acids.
AUUGGUGAGCUGUAGUAGGCCGAGACUUGGUCAGAAGUUUUUAUUUUGAGUGCAAGGUAAUCUUUGCAAGAAUUGCUGCUCUGUGGAUUUCCCAGCAGAGAAGGGAGAAAAAAUAAGUAGGGGAGAGAUAAUCUCUAAGCAGUUAAAGGGGAGGAAAUUCAGCCAGGAAUGAAAGAAAGCAUCAAAGAGAGGAAAAUAAAACUUUGUAAAAGCUAAGAAUUUUCUCCAGGGGUUUAGUUCGUGUUCAUUUGGAAUGAACUGGCCCAUACCUGAAAGUGAGAAAGGGCAGGAAGAUAGGUGAGGUCGUGGGACAGACCUAAAACGAAUGUUACACUGGGGGUUCUGCAUGUGUGACUUGAAUCAUAAAAAGGAAACAAAAAUGUUGGAAGAAAAACCAGCGCUGAGGGAGCAGCCUAGUGAUUUUUCUGGUGACAGCUCAUGAAAAUAGCAUUAUGCUCCUCAGGUGCUCAUGGUGGGACGGUCAAGAGGAUACACUAGGCAGCCCCACAUAAAGGCACAGGCACUUGGAAAUCCUCAACAGUGUUUUCUUAAAAGAAGAACAAACAAGAGCAAUCAAGAAUCCAGGAGGUGGCAGGAAGGAACAGCUGCCCAAGGGCUGAAGGAUCUCAACAGAGGAGACCAGCUGCAGGAACUAGAAGGAAAAAAGCUGCAAGUGCAACAAGAUGACAUUGGUCAGGGAGCUCCUCCGAGCCAGAAACCUGCUGCUGGUGAUCCUGAUCCCACUCCUGCUACUUCCCUUGCCGCUCUUAUACCCCAGUAGUGAAGCCUCAUGUGCCUAUGUGCUGAUAGUGACGGCAGUGUACUGGGUUUCUGAAGCGGUGCCACUUGGAGCGGCAGCCCUUGUUCCUGCUUUCCUCUACCCACUCUUUGGAGUCAUGAAGUCCAGUGAGGUGGCUGCAGAAUAUGUCAAGAACACCACUUUGCUUCUCAUGGGGGUCAUUUGUGUGGCAGCCUCUGUCGAGAAGUGGAACCUACACAAACGGAUCGCCUUGCGCAUGGUCAUGUUGGCUGGAGCAAAGCCGGGCAUGCUUCUCCUUUGCUUUAUGUGCUGUACGACCAUCUUGUCUAUGUGGCUUUCCAACACAUCCACCACAGCCAUGGUAAUGCCAAUUGUAGAAGCAGUACUACAGGAGCUAGUAAAUGUUGAGGAGGACCGUGAGAUGAAUGGCACUGUGAGCACUGCUGUCCAAGAAGACCGAGAAAACAUAGGUAUUGAGGGAAAAAACGGGCAACCGUCCUUGGAGCUUAUUUUCAUCAACGAGGAUGCCACAGCUGCCAACCUCAGCUCCUUGAUUCAUUCCAAGAAUAUGAAUGGCGUACACAUGAUAGCCAACACAAUUGGAACUGUGAGCUCCAAAACCAAUGGGCAGCAUCUACCUCAGGCUCAGAUCCUCGUUCUCCCACCCAAACCUCAAAAUCUGGACCUCAACAGUGAACACCGCUAUCAGUCCAAACAUGAUCACAUGGUCUGCAAAUGCCUCUCCCUGAGCAUUUCCUAUGCAGCAACCAUCGGGGGACUCACUACCAUCAUUGGCACCUCCACUAACCUCAUCUUCCUAGAGUAUUUUAACAACCAUUAUCCCAAUGCUGAUGUGGUGAAUUUUGGAACCUGGUUCUUAUUCAGCUUCCCCAUCUCUGUCAUCAUGUUGGUGCUGACCUGGUUCUGGAUGCACUGGCUGUUCCUGGGUUGCAAUUUCAAAGAGACAUGUUCAGUGAGCAAGAAGAAGAAGACCAAAAGGGAGGAGAUGUCAGAGAAGAGAAUCCAGGAAGAGUAUGAGAAACUGGGAAGCAUCAGCUAUCCUGAGAUGGUGACUGCAUUCUUCUUCAUCCUGAUGACAUUGCUCUGGUUUACAAGGGAGCCAGGGUUUGUACCAGGCUGGUCAUCUUUGUUUGAAAAGAAAGGCUACCGGACUGAUGCUACAGUCUCUGUCUUCCUUGGCUUUCUCCUCUUCUUGAUUCCUGCAAAGAAACCUUGCUUUGGAAAGAAAGGGACAGCAGCCAUAACAGAUUCUACAGAUGAUAACUCAGCAGAACCAAUUAUCACCUGGAAGGACUUCCAGAAAACAAUGCCCUGGGAGAUCGUAGUGCUGGUUGGAGGAGGAUACGCUUUAGCAGCGGGAUGCAAGACAUCUGGCCUUUCCACAUGGAUUGGACGGCAAAUGUUGUCUCUGAGUAGCCUUCCCUUUUGGGUUGUCACCCUGCUAGCCUGUAUCCUGGUGUCCAUAGUGACAGAGUUUGUUAGUAACCCAGCAACCAUAACUAUCUUCCUGCCUAUUUUAUCCAGCAUGUCAGAAACCCUGCAAAUCAACCCUCUGUACACCCUGAUCCCUGUUGCAAUGUGUAUCUCUUUUGCGGUGAUGCUACCGGUGGGCAAUCCUCCAAAUGCCAUUGUUUUCAAUUAUGGGCACUGUCAGAUCAAGGACAUGGUCAAAGCUGGCUUUGGUGUCAAUCUGAUUGGAUUAGUGGUUGUUCUGGUGGCAAUAAAUACUUGGGGAAUUAGCCUCUUUCGACUGAAUACGUUUCCAGACUGGGCGAUAGUCAGCAAUGUCACCAGCCCAUCAUAGUCAACAGCAACAACGCUGGCUCAACCACCAGCAAACCUGGAGUGACAUAUUUUAUUUAAAUUGCACAUACAUAAAGAAAGGAAGAAACUUGAGUGUACAUAUUUGCAAUAACCAAAAUGAAUCAAGUAGCAACUCAACCGGACAUUUUCCCAGAGAUCAUACCUUCAUCGUCUAGUGCUGAAUUAAAAACUUCACUCAUUACUAGCUCUCAGAACUGUAAUGGAAUGAGCCUGCUUCAGCUUUCCCAGUUCUUUCCUUUCCUUUCAACAGAAAACUUACUUUUUGCUCUGCCAACAUUGUGCUUUACUUAUUGGGGUAUAUGUAAUAUCAGCCACUCUAGUUCAGCUCUCAAAUUCAAUGUACCUAAAGAUGGCUACCAUUCUAUAUUUAUCAAGUUGGUUCUAAAGAAUAUGUUUAUAUUUAUUUAUACUUUUUUAAAAACAAAAAGUAGAAAAUAAUAUAUAGUUAACUAGAUAAGGAUG